Ustilago hordei is the source of this 1602-nucleotide messenger RNA. Its product is annotated as putative sugar transporter. The record is from RefSeq and is a predicted model, not a curated record. Gene Ontology annotation, biological process: carbohydrate transport; transmembrane transport. The coding region runs from base 1 to 1602 and encodes 533 amino acids. NCBI's taxonomy places the organism in Eukaryota, Fungi, Basidiomycota, Ustilaginomycetes, Ustilaginales, Ustilaginaceae. Gene Ontology annotation, cellular component: membrane. Gene Ontology annotation, molecular function: carbohydrate:proton symporter activity. The transcript has a single exon.
AUGGCCUACCGAUCCGAUUUCACUCCUCGCCGCAUCCACAAUGACUAUUUCGGUAUCGACAUCGGCCUUCGUGGCAACUGGUUGCUCGCCGUCACCACUGCCAGUUGUGCUGCUGGCUUCUCGCUUGUAGGUUACGAAAACGGUGUGAUGGGAGGCCUCGUCGGUCUCGGAGAGUUCAACAAAUCCUUCAACAACCCCGAUGCCAACACCAUCGGUAACAUCGUCUCUCUCUACGAGAUCGGUUGUUUCAUCGGUGCUCUUUCCACCUUCAUCAUUGGUGAUUUCCUCGGUCGUAGGCGAACCAUCCUUCUUAGUGCCGUUGUCAUGAUUGCUGGUGCCAUCAUCCAGGCUGCCAGCAGCACUGUCCGCGUCAUGAUUCUAGGUCGGAUCGUCUCUGGUCUUGGUAUGGGCGCCAUCAACUCCACCGUCCCUAUCCUCCAGGCCGAGACUGCUCCUCCCAUUUCUCGUGGUAAGCUUGUUGCCAUCGACUUGACCGUUCUCAACUUUGGUAUCGUCAUCUCCUACUGGGUUGACUACGCUUUCGGCUUCAGCGGUCUCUCUGGUAGCAAGGUCUGGAGAAUUCCCAUCGCUCUCCAGUGCCUUUUCAUCGUUUUCCUCAUGCUAUGCACCACCAUCAUCCCCGACACACCACGUUGGCUCGCAUCCAAGGGUCGUGAGGCCGAGGCCAUCGCCGUCCUCGAGCGUCUUCACAAUGCUCCCUUGAGCCACCCUGAAGUCCAGAAAUCUUUCGCCGGUAUCCAGCAGGCCAUCGAGCACGAGCGGGCCUCUGCUUCCACUGGCUGGAGCGCACUCGUCGCAAACGACCUCAUCCAGACUCGCAAGCGUCUUUUCCUUGCUUGUUUCAUCCAGGCCGCCCAGCAGUUGUCUGGUAUCAACGCCUUGAUAUACUACUCAGGAACUCUCUUCUCUCAGUCCAUUGGCCUCGACAAAAAGCAAUCUGCCCUUUUUUCCGGUGGUCUCAACAUGUGUCUCAUCCUCGGUUCCACCGUCUCCUACUUCCUCAUUGAUGUUGUCGGCCGUCGCAAGCUUCUCAUUCCCUGUAUUGCCGGUAUGGCUGCCGUUAUGUGCGCUCAGACCGGCCUCGUCAAGACCGUCCAGGAGGGUGGUGCACCCAUCUAUGGUCGUGCCGCCUCCGCCAUGCUCUUCGUCUUCGAGUUCUUCUUCUCUCUCGGUUUCCAGGCUACCGUUUGGCUCAUUCCUUCCGAGGUGCUUCCCCUCCUCAUCAGGACCAAGGGUUCCGCUCUCUCCACCGCAAGCAACUGGAUUUUCAACUUUGCCGUUGUCAAGUUCACCCCCUCUGCCCUCGAGCAGAUCAAGUGGAAAACCUACAUCGUCUUUGCCGUCCUCAACGCUUGCUGGGUCCCUGUCAUCUACUUCUUGCUCCCCGAGACCAAGGGCAGGAGUCUCGAGGAGAUUGACGAGCUCUUCGCCACCGACAACUGGCACAUUGACACUGUUCACGCUGCUUCCGACAUCAAAGCUGCUGCUCACCAGGACAACGAUGUCGAGUACGCUGACAACAGCUCCAGCAAGGACAGCGACAAGGAAGGACGCGUUCCCACCGCCACUGCUGACCUUUAA